AUGUCCCUUCUCUGCUCAGAGCCCUCUAGCGACUCCCCAUCUCACUCAGAGGAAAAGCCCAACUCCCUCCUCGCCUUCGAAGUGUUCGUGUCUGUGGGUGGCUCUCCUCCACAUGGCCAUUCAGGGACCCAGUCUGACGGCAGCUUUGCCAUCUUCAGCAGAAUCAGCUGGCUCAAAUCAAGGCUCCUGGGGGACAGUCAUCUUGGUGGGCAGCGGGGAGGGAGGAGAGGAAAUCUGGAACGUGGAGCAGGUGGGUCAGCACUGGGGGCCGUGGAAGGGCUCAGAGGUGCGUGCCUCUCUGCAGGUGAGGACUCCAUCAGCACCUUGGGCCUGAUCCUCGGUGUGGGGCUGUCGCUGCUGCUCGUGUCCAUCCUCGGCUACAGCCUGGCCAAGUGGUACCAGCGCGGGUACUGCUGGGAGGGGCCUAAUUUUGUCUUCAACUUAUACCAAAUUCGGAACCUGAAGGAGCUGGAGAUGGGUCCACCCUUCACCAUCAGUGGCCACAUCAGCAGCCCAGAUGGUGGCUACAUGAAGUUCUCCAAUGGGCUAGUCUGAUGGGGGCAGCAUUGGGCUCUGGAGCUCCGGAGAGGAGGAGGCUCCUGGCUCGGCACCAGCCCCUUCCCCACUCCCCUGGACUGCCCUCACCCCCCGGGAUCUCCGAGGCCUGGCCUGACCCCUGAUCAUGGUGAAUGAGGGGGUCUUCUCUGGAUUCCCCACCGGCUGACAUCAUGACAGUCCUGGGGAGAGUCAAGCCUCUGGGGACAGAGUCUGGCUGGGCAGAAGCACCUUUCUCAGAAAGAAAAAAGGAGGCAGCCAUUUCUCAGGACUGGAUCCCAGGAAGCCCUGAGCCUGCCGGAGUCGCAGGUGUCCUGGAGAGCCAACCCCUGCCCAGGACAGCCCAGUGUGGGCAGGGCUCCCACACACCAGAGGGUAGCUUCUUCAUGGGUGUCCCCAGUCACUUCCCCUUGGAGGGUUGACACCAGGGGCCGGAAAUCCAGUCAUAUCUUAGGCAAUUCCAGAUGUGGUUUUAAGCUUCCCACCAGAGGCCAACUUCCCUGAAGGCUGAGCCUAGGCCUUUACUCUGCCCUGUGCUUGGUUCUGGCACUUUCAACCCUCUGCCCCCAACCCACCCACCUUCUGCCUCCCACCCCUCACCCCCGUCCCCCACGCGAUGACAGACCUCGGUGCCUCGCCAAAAUGGCCAGGUCCCAAUCUUGAUGUGCAGUGCUGAGAACAGGCAUG
This is a messenger RNA of Lemur catta (Ring-tailed lemur), 1242 nucleotides long. RefSeq names its product small integral membrane protein 35 (gene SMIM35). Lineage: Eukaryota; Metazoa; Chordata; Mammalia; Primates; Lemuridae. Bases 1 to 555 code for a protein of 184 amino acids. The record is from RefSeq and is a predicted model, not a curated record. The transcript is spliced from 6 exons.